UUCUCCUUGAAGUGGUGUCUUCUCUCUCUCUUCCUUCACUAUUCCACUGCCAUUCAUCUUCUAAGAAACAAAGGAAUCCAUUGAUGAAGAAGAUCCCAGGCCUACAAACUCUAAUGAAGCUUACAUCAUGUGGUAUCAAGAGCAUCUUCAUCUAGAGGCAACUUAUGAAGUGUUACCUAGGCUUAAUGAAAUAAAAUUUGGCAGUGGAGUAAUUGGUGAACUUUUGUUUCUGGACUUGCCACGUGAAAUAAGACUUGAAGAGAGUGUAUAUGAGCCGCUUCAUGUUGUUCGUGAAGGUCAACUUCACAUCAUAUUCACUCAAAACUUGAAGAUCUUAUCAUGGGAGUUCUAUGCUAGAUGCCAUGAAGAACUUCUUCCUCAAAGGUUGGUUGCACCACAGGUCUACUUAGUGCUUACAUUAUUAAAAAGUUGUACAUUGGCAGGUACCUUCUUGACAUUUUUCCAUUUCUAUUGUCUGUUCAGCAAUAAAUGUGAUGAUAUUCCACUGUUUUGUUUUAUAUAUGCAUUUUAUUCAUUAUGAACUAAACUUGUGGACAAUUCUAUGAUAAUAAAUAAAGUUCCUACUUCUGCCAAUCUCAAUUUUUUGUAUUUGUUAACUAAACAAAAGGCUACAGUUUAAGAAGACUAUAUUGGACUUGCUUUGAUUGUUUGAACUUUGAAGUAGCCUGUCUAUGUUAACUAAACAAAAAUAUGACAUUUACAGGAAGGGCAGUGAGACUGAGAAGGAGCAAGGUUCUGUAAAAAAGAAAAAAAGUAGCUCAAACUUUAAAAAAAGACAUUCUACAUUGGUUCUAAGAUGACCGAUGUAGAAUGAUAAUCAUUCUAAGAUGGUCACGUGUCAAAGACCGUCUUAGAAUGUUCAACAUUCUACAUCGGUUCUGAGACGAAUGAUGUAGAAUUCUAGCCAUUCUAAGACGGUCACGUGUUAAAGAACGUCUUAGAAUGUCGAACAUUUUACAUCGAUCGUUUCAGCAUUCUAAGACGGUCGUUCUCGACCGUCGUAGAAAAGACUUCCCCUUUUUACGACGUCUCCUACGACGGCGGUCGUAAACCAAUAUAGUAUGCUUCAAAUAACCAAUGUAGAAUCCAGCUUUUCUAGUAGUAGAAAUUGGGCAUUUGCAUUGUGUAAUUACCUUGAUUAGAGAGAUUAGUUGUGCCUAAUCAAGGCCCAUCCUUCCCUUCUGAUUAGUCACAAUAUAUAUUGGUGUAGUUAGUUAGUUGGAUCGUCAGAAUCAUUUUGUACAAAUCAAAAUUUAGAAACUUCUUGUACAAGUUUUAUGAUCAAACUAUUCUCUCUUUUUCUCUCAA
This is a messenger RNA of Glycine soja, 1329 nucleotides long. RefSeq names its product probable transcriptional regulator SLK2. The record is from RefSeq and is a predicted model, not a curated record. Bases 128 to 541 code for a protein of 137 amino acids. Gene Ontology annotation, cellular component: nucleus; transcription regulator complex. The transcript is spliced from 4 exons. Lineage: Eukaryota; Viridiplantae; Streptophyta; Magnoliopsida; Fabales; Fabaceae. Gene Ontology annotation, biological process: negative regulation of transcription by RNA polymerase II; positive regulation of transcription by RNA polymerase II.